Bradysia coprophila is the source of this 777-nucleotide messenger RNA. RefSeq names its product Myosin light chain alkali (gene Mlc1). NCBI's taxonomy places the organism in Eukaryota, Metazoa, Arthropoda, Insecta, Diptera, Sciaridae. Gene Ontology annotation, molecular function: calcium ion binding. The record is from RefSeq and is a predicted model, not a curated record. Gene Ontology annotation, cellular component: muscle myosin complex.
AAACGGAAAACAAAACACCGAUUCGUGCCUGCUUAUUCGAUAUAUAUAUCGUUUAGGGUAAACAGAAUUUUCAUUUCUACUUUUUCGAUUCAACAAUUGUAUUCAGUUGAGUUCAUUGCUGUCCACCAGAUCACUAUAAUCAUAAAAAUGGCCGGAGAUUUAAGUAGAAGCGAUAUUGAAAAGGCUGAAUUCGCCUUCAGCGUUUACGAUCAUGAUGGCAGCGGCAAAAUCGAUGCUCAGGAUAUCGGUGAUGUUCUCCGUGCCCUCAACACAAACCCAACCUUAGCACUUAUCGAGAAAAUGGGUGGCAAGAAGAAGCGUGGUGAACAAUUGUUGAGCCUCGAAGAAUUCCUUCCCAUUUACGGUCAAGUGAAAAAGGAAAAGGAACAAGGUUGCUACGAAGAUUUCCUUGAAUGUUUGAAAUUGUACGACAAGAAUGAAGAUGGCACCAUGUUGUUGGCUGAAUUGCACCAUACACUUUUGGCUUUGGGUGAAGUUUUGACAGAAGAACAAGUCGUUGAAGUAUUCAAAGACUGUAUGGGUGCUGAAGACGAAGAUGGUAACAUCAAAUAUGCACCAUAUCUCGAAAAAAUGUGUGGAGUGGAACCAGUGACUUAAAAUCUAUAUAAAAAACUUUCUUUUCAAAACAAAAAAAAAACUUCAUAAUUUUGACUACUUAAUUUUCAAACAAAGAACGAAAGGACAACAGCUACUUACCAUCCAGCCAUUCGCACACAUUUCAUAAUUACAUCAACUUUUUUUUACCAUCAGAAAAAA